Messenger RNA from Trichoplax adhaerens, 3543 nucleotides. RefSeq lists its product as uncharacterized. NCBI's taxonomy places the organism in Eukaryota, Metazoa, Placozoa, Uniplacotomia, Trichoplacea, Trichoplacidae. The transcript is spliced from 26 exons. Gene Ontology annotation, biological process: cell-matrix adhesion. Gene Ontology annotation, cellular component: cell surface. The record is from RefSeq and is a predicted model, not a curated record. Bases 1 to 3504 code for a protein of 1167 amino acids.
AUGAUCAAGAUAGCAUUCCUUCUUAUCUUUCGAUAUUUGAUCUUUUCAGCCGCUCGUGAUAAAAAUUUUACCCUGCCUAACCUUCCAAGUGAUUUAAAUGGUUUCAACUGGAAUGAUUUAUCGUCAGACCUAUUUGGAAAUCGUAAUCUAACCAACAACCAAGCAAUACUAGCAUCAUACAAGCGUCUUUUGGCAUACCUUCAGAAAUUGCCAGCUGAUAUCAAAAGGAAACUUCAAAAUUCUACAUUUAUUAAGAAUAUAACAACUCAGGAGCUUGAUAAGAUCCCACCAGAACUUUUUAAUGUUAUCCCAGCCAAAGUUAUCCGCGAGCUCAAUGAAGUCCAACUGCGAUUUAUCAUCUAUAAAAUGCUUAACUCGCAAAGUCGAACUCUAGUUCGCGUAUUAGCAUCUCUAAACACAUCAACAUUUGAGUUUGCAAUCAGAGAAUUAAAUAAUCAUAGUAAACGAUUAACUCGUGAGCAAGCUACUGCCGUCAUUGAUGCCAUGAAACGCCGCUAUGGCAAUGAUGUCGCUAAAUGGACAUUAGCUCAAGUCAACAUGAUUAAUGGCAUGUUAUUUGGGUUUUCUCCGCGAGAUAUUAAACGAUUUACAACAGAUAUCUUUAAUAAGACAUUAGCCCACUAUAAUUAUUUAAUAAACCGAUUUAGCGAAAACCAACGUCGUGCUAUCUUACUAUCACUUCAGAGAGUAUGGGGUAAAUUAAGUACCUGGACAGCGAUACAAAUACGUCGACUUCGUCGUUUAUUUAUUCUUCUAAGAGCUCAUGACAUCAAGAAACUGCAAGCAUCCGCCUUGGCAGCUGCUAUCCAGAAUAUUGCCGAUAACCAAUGGGAUCGACAUCGUGCUCAUGCAGUUUUACAUGUCUUAUACCGAACUUGGGGACCUAUCCGACAGUGGACAAAGCAGCAAUUGCGAAGUAUCAAGAAUUUAAGAACUUUCCUCCCGGCAGAAUCGAUGGUAUUUCUAUCCGCUGAUACUUUCUUAGGUUCUAUAAAAGAAUUUGGUGAAUCUACAUUGCCUAAUGGUCAGCGUAUCGCUAUCGUUAAAAGAUUACGAAAAAAUUGGGGUCAAGUUAAAACUUGGACUGCAGAUCAACUUAAAAAUGCCUCCCACUUAUUGGAAGCUUUUGGUCGUAAAGAAUUGGAUCAGCUUAAUGGAACGCAGUUAGCUAAUGCUUUAAGCACCAUAAAAAAUAUUCGCUUGGAUCGUGCCAAGGCUCGUUUACUGGUUAAGAAAAUUAUUGCCGCUAAAAGGAGUGAAUGGGGAGCGAUUAAGACAUGGUCUAAGGAUCAAAUUAAAAUGCUUGGAAAUCUUAUCAGAGGCUUGAAAGGAGAAGAACUACAACAGCUAAAUGGAACAGCAAUUCUUGGUGGACUUAGUCAACUAAAAUUAGCAGCUUGGUCGCGCGUUCAACGCAAGAGAAUUCUUAAAAAAUUGUCUCUUAGCAAUAUCCGCGCAAACAUUAGAAAUCUUGGUAAUUUGGUCCGUGCUAUUCGUAUGAAAGACUUAAAUAAUAUUACAUACGAUGAUUUAACUGUUGCAGACCUGGACGAUGACAGCAUCCGAUUGCCAUUCACACGUGCUCAGGCUAUGCAACUAUUCCGCAAAGCAGUUAUUAAGAAACUUGGGGCCGUAGGCAAUGCCCAACAGGACAACUAUAAUUUUGCAACGAUUAGAAAAAUUGGUAAUUUAGCUCUUGGUAUGACCCGCCAAGAACUUCGCAAUUUAUCCUUAGAUGGAUGCAUCGAAGUCGUUAAUGAACUCAAAAAUACUGAUGGCUGGAGUACUGGACAGGCCAAAGAAAUCUUUAUGAAGUAUAAGUCAUGUUUAGGAAUUACUUCUACUCGCAACUUCUCGCAAAUCAACGAUAUUGAUAUUGCUGCUAUUGGACAGUUUAUAUCUCAAAUUAGUCAUGAAGAACUUGGCAAUAUCUCCAAAGAAUAUUGUGUCGAUGCUGUUAGAGCGCUGGGUAAAGUUGGCAAAUUCAGAGGUAUGGCACAUGGACCUAUAAGAAAACUUUUGUUGGCUGCAUUAGUCUGCAAGAAUAAAGUCAACGGUGCUACAUUGGAAGAUGAUGACAUCGAAGAUUUGGGUAGUCUAGUAUGCGGAAUGGAAGCUCAAGAAGUGAACACCAUUUCCAAAACUGCAUUUUCAAAUGCUUUAUAUAAAAUAUGCCAUCUACCAUGUAUGAGAUCGAAGAUUCGCAAAGCGAUUGCUAAUGCUGCUCGAUUAAAAUUAUAUAAUGUCGAUAAUGACGACGCGAUUGCCAAAUUUACCUCGACUGAUUUGAGAAAUCUUGGCCCCUGCUUGAAAGGUUUCCUAGCUAGUCAAUUAAGAAAACUGAACGGGAGUCAAAUUGUUGGGGCCAUUGAUUCCAUUGGAAAUCAAUCAUUUACAGCUGAUCAAGCGCGUGAAAUUGUAGCAUUAUAUAAGCAAUCUCUUAAUAAUGCGGCUACAUCAUCUCGUCGUAGACGUGCUAUAAUAUUAAUGAUUGAGCUAAAAGCAUCCGCUAUCACAGCUUCAGAAGUCAAUUCUAUGAAUCAUCUGUCUAAUGGCUUAACGGUUGCGGAUAUUAAUAACAUGACUGCUGAAGAUUUCCAAAAUUCGAUCGAUACCCUUGGCGUAUCACAGUUAUCUCAUAAUCAAAUUUUAGCUCUCGUUAAUAAAGCAAAGCAAAUAUGGGGUGAUCCAUCAACAUUCCAGCCAAAUCAAUUUCUAUCAUUAGGAAUUAUUAAUACUGGAUUUAUGGCAAGUGAUAUUGCCAAAUUUAACUUAACUUCGUUGGAUGCUGUAACACCUUUGGGCCAAUAUGCAAAUUAUUCUGCAGCUCAGCUGGCCGAAUUAAUUAAACAAUUCCAACAAGAUCAUACCUCAGCUGCUAUCUCUGGCUGGACCGACGAAAUGUUUACUGCUUUAGCUAAUCUAACACGAGGCUUGUCAGCAACUGACAUCCAACAAAUUAAUAACGAUGCUUACGCAGCUAGUGCUAGAGUACUUGGUGAAGUGCAACAAUUUGCUUUAGAUCAAUUAAGCAAAUUGUGUGAAAAAGCUAAAGCAUCUUACAGCAGUGUCGUCUCACAAUGGAGCCAAGCACAAGUACGCGAUGCUGGUAUUGCUCUCGCUGGCUGUUCUAAUGCAGAAUUGCAGUCAUUAAGCCAUAGUAGCAUCGAAGCUAUCAAGACUAUGGUUAUUCCACAAUUUCCAUCUGCCAAAUUAGCUGCUUUUACUUCAGGCCAAAUUCAAGGCAUGGAUAGUAGCCAAGCUUUGGCUGUUACAGCGCAACAACGCUCUCAGCUUAGUGGACCGCAGUUAACCGCAUUAGGCCAAGCUGCUGGCGAUAAUACCGUAGCUGCAGGCACAGUUACACAACCAACACAAGCUACAACAAAGGCCACCUCUACUACGACUUCAGGCACCGUUGGAACCACAUUCAACUUUGUCGCUUUUAUCUUUACUCUUUUCCUAACUAUUUUAGCUAUGUAGAUUAAUUAUCUGUAGUCACUUGUAGUAUUAUUAUUAAAG